Aspergillus ibericus CBS 121593 is the source of this 1348-nucleotide messenger RNA. RefSeq names its product Clr5 domain-containing protein. Lineage: Eukaryota; Fungi; Ascomycota; Eurotiomycetes; Eurotiales; Aspergillaceae. The record is from RefSeq and is a predicted model, not a curated record. The transcript has 2 exons. Bases 102 to 1205 code for a protein of 367 amino acids.
UUGAGGCCCUACCUCUACAUUUUCUUUUCUUUCCAUCUACCUCCUCUUGUCAGGAAACCUUCCUAUCAAUCAAUAGGAAGUCGUUCAAACGUGACUUGAACAUGAAGAAUUCAAUCCCAUCCGAUGUGUGGGAGAGGAAGAAGGCCCUGAUUGCCAAAUUGUACAAGGAUGAAGAAUGGCCUCUGAAGCAGGUCAUCAAGCAAAUCCGUUCUGAUGAUUUCAAUCCUAGUGAAACCCAGUUGCGGAGCAGACUGAAGAAGUGGCGGGUCACCAAACCCUCUCGCCAAACCCGCAAGAAGUCCGACGACAGCCAACAGGAAGCCACUGGGGAUGACAGUAGCCAAGAAGACGCAUCCCCGAAGGACCAGGCUUCCACGGUCUCCCCUAAAGCACGCCCCCCUCUUCGCUCAGUCGCAUCAGACCUUUCCAUCAGCGAACCGGAAUGGUACAUGGCCAAUGAUGCCUAUACCCGCCAGGAUGGCAUGCCUACUACAGUGUCCUUUGAUGGGCAACAUAUCUCGAACGUGUGGGCUCCCAUGAUGGCACAACAAUCCCCACUCAGCCCGUCGCAUAAGCAGCGGGAUCCUUCCCAUGCCUCUUCCGUGAUGGUUCUUCCUAGCUCCAACUCGUAUGACUCACCACACACGUCGCCCUUGAUGGACAGCAUGUUGAUCAACUCGGCAUCAAGUUUGGCAUCGCCAUUCCAUGAUCAUUCCUAUGCCGUCACCACGGACUGCAUGCAAACACCCGCGACGACAGCCGGGCCGAUCCAGUGGUCUAUUCCCCAGUGGUACUCAAUGCCUCUCGAGGCUGGCAGCCCUUUCUAUACUUCGGCACCACUGAGUCCUCCUAUCGACCCCGCAAUGCAUUUGAUGUCUCCCCAUGCCCAGACACCGCCGCCUUCCAGCAUUGGGCGGCAGCAGAUGGCUGAUCUUCACGAGGGAACAUGGAAACGCGCCAUGUCUGCUCCAUAUGGCCAGGAUGCCGCUGGCGGCCAUCCGAGAUUGGAACAGAAGGGGCCACAACCCCGGCCGCUCGAGAGAAAGGCCUCACUCCAGCCAAAGUCGGCCGGCCAACCUGCCAUGGGGUUGGUGUCUCCGCCGUCCUUCUAUCCGCAUGGGCAACACCCUGCCAUGUGUGCGCCCAUGUACCCUUAUCCUGGACCUGAGCCCCUUGUGCACAGACCCCAGAGCAUCGACUUUUAAGCAUGGCACGGAGCAUUUAGCCUUCUUUCUUGUGACACUACUAAUUUCUCAUGUUGGACUUCGAUUCGCAUUGAUCGAUCCAACCAUCUUCCGCUUUUUUUUGUGUUGAUUCAUGCUUCCCACUUGUACUAUUUCCUCUGAUA